GGGGCCGCGGGCAGGGGGGCGGGGCGGCAGAGCUCGGCGGCGGGGCCUGGAGGACAGCGGCGGCGGCGGCGACGAGUGGCAGCGGGAGUGGCGCCGAGAGGCCGUGCGGGACGCGGGCACCGGGAAGGGGAAAGCGCGGAGGUUGACUUUUCACCACACUGAAACCAUUAGGAAAAAAUCCUUGUGGUUAACGCAGAGGCUUCAGAGUGUAACCUGUACUGGGGCCUAGAAAUUAUUUUAAAUGGCGACUGAUAUGUCUCAAGGUGAACUCGUCCAUCCUAAGGCACUCCCACUUAUAGUAGGAGCUCAGCUGAUCCACGCGGACAAGUUAGGUGAGAAGGUGGAAGACAGCGCCAUGCCGAUUCGACGAACUGUGAAUUCUACCCGGGAAACUCCUCCCAAAAGCAAGCCUGCUGAAGGGGAAGAAGCAAAGCCAGAACCAGACGUAAGUUCAGAGGAAUCUGUCUCCACUGUAGAAGAACAAGAGAAUGAAACUCCACCUGCUACAUCUAGUGAGACAGAACAGCCAAAGGGGGAACCUGAGAAUGCAGAGAAGGAAGAAAACAAGCCCUCUGAGGAAACCAAAAAGGAAGAGAAAGAUCAGUCUAAAGAAAAGGAGAAGAAAGUGAAAAAAACAAUACCUUCUUGGGCUACCCUUUCUGCCAGCCAGCUCGCGAGGGCCCAGAAACAAACACCUCUGGCCUCCUCCCCACGUCCCAAGAUGGAUGCGAUCCUCACUGAGGCCAUUAAGGCAUGCUUCCAGAAGAGUGGUGCAUCAGUUGUUGCUAUUCGAAAAUAUAUCAUCCAUAAGUACCCUUCUCUGGAGCUGGAGAGAAGAGGCUACCUCCUCAAACAAGCACUGAAAAGAGAAUUAAAUAGAGGUGUCAUCAAACAGGUAAAAGGGAAAGGUGCUUCUGGGAGUUUUGUAGUGGUCCAGAAAUCGAGAAAAACCUCUCAAAAAUCCAGAAACAGAAAGAACAGGAACUCUGCAGUGGAUCCAGAACCACAAGUAAAAUUGGAGGAUAUCCUCCCCCUGGCCUUUACUCGCCUUUGUGAACCUAAAGAAGCUUCCUACAGUCUCAUCAGAAAAUAUGUGUCUCAGUAUUAUCCUAAACUUAGAGUGGAUAUCAGGCCUCAGCUGUUGAAGAAUGCUCUGCAGAGAGCAGUAGAAAGAGGCCAGUUAGAACAAAUAACUGGUAAAGGUGCUUCUGGAACAUUCCAGCUGAAGAAAUCAGGGGAGAAACCCCUGCUAGGUGGAAGCAUGAUGGAAUACGCAAUCUUAUCUGCUAUUGCUGCCAUGAAUGAGCCGAAGACCUGCUCCACCACUGCUCUGAAGAAGUAUGUCCUGGAGAACCACCCAGGGACCAAUUCUAACUAUCAAAUGCAUUUGCUGAAGAAAACCCUGCAGAAAUGCGAAAAGAAUGGGUGGAUGGAACAAAUCUCUGGUAAAGGAUUCAGCGGCACCUUCCAACUCUGUUUUCCCUAUUAUCCCAGCCCAGGAGUUCUAUUUCCACAGAAAGAGUCAGAUGAGUCUCAAGAUGAGGAUGAGGAUGAGGAUGAGGAGGAAGACUCAUCAGAAGAAGACUCUGAGGAUGAAGAGCCUCCUCCACCUAAGAGGUUGCAGAAGAAAACCCCAGCCAAGGCCUCAGGAAAGGCUGCAGCCAUGAAGCAGAGAGGGGCUAAGCCUGUGCCCAAAGUCCCUGCUGCCCAGCGAGGGAAAGCCAGGCCCCUGCCCAAGAAAGCCCCUCCUAAGGCCAAGACUCCUGCCAAGAAAGCCAGACCCUCACCCUCAGUCAUCAAGAAACCCAGCGGGGGCUCUGCAAAGAAGCCUGCUGCUAGUGCGCGAAAGGAAGUGAAAUUGCCUGCCAAGGGCAAAUCCACCAUGAAGAAAUCUUUCAAAGCAAAAAAGUAAAUUUUAUAGGCAAAAAGGGUAUUGUGAUGAAAUUUAAAAUCUUAUUUUCUAAGGUCAGUGUGCAUUUAUUUUAGUUUUGAUGCUUAAAUUACAUUUGUUCCCUCUCUGAAUUUGCGAGGAGGGAAUACAAAUAAACCGGUUUAGGUAUUUGUUCGCUUUAGGCGCUGCCCUGGGUGCCUGCUCUUUCCUUCAGUCAUUUUAAUUUCUGCGAUAAUUCUGGACUUUCCUGAACUGUAUAAUCUAUACUUGUUCUUAUUUCCCCUACACCCAACCUUUUUUUUUUUUUUUUAAUGGUCAGUCUUGGCUUUUCUUACCCCUCCUAGUUUUAUCUAAACAGUUGCAACGAUUUUUAUAUCUGUAGAAGGCAUGGAGAAGAGAAUGCUGGUCAAGUCCUGGAAGUAGAGGGAGGCAGAGCAGCACUGACUGGACUGUAAAGCCCCUGCCUGGAGACUCCAGUUACAGCUAUAAUAGUUCAUCUUAUUUAUAAACCACUCCACUAGCCCUUUCUCUCUGACUGUAAACACAGAUGUCUUAGCUUUGGGAAUAAGCCAAAAACGUGAUCUCAUAGAUUCUGAAGAUGCAGGACUCCUUUGGGCCACUCACUUUGAUGAUUUGCAGGUGUCUCACUGGCCCAGGGUAUUGCAUUCCCUUAACAGCAAGCACAAGGUCUCUCCACCACUUGGUUUUGGACUGAAGGGGAAUAUUAGAAUAUAAUUUGUGAUUUCUGGUGUUGUGUUAAAAAAAAAUCAAAACAUAAAAUCAGAUGUUGAAAUAUAUUUUUUAAUAUUUGGAGCAUGAAUUCUGACUUCUUAUUUGCCUUUUUAUAAGGAAAUGUUGGAGAGUUACAUUGUUGCUAACGUAGAAAUGUUAAGUGGGAAAACACAAUUUGCGAAAAUAAAUUAGAUUCCAGAUUCAUCUAUGAGUUCUUUUCCCCUCCUUUCCACAGCACUUUCGAUAUCAAGCAAGUGGCUUCCUUUUUGAGAUGUUGUGUUUGUUUUGUUUUUUAAAGAAAUUAAAUGAAGCCAAACUACCUAACCUCCUAUUUGUGUUUGUUUUAGUAUUGUGAAGUUGUGUUCAAUAGUAUUGGCUUUCUACUUGAAAAACAUUGAUUUCGGUUAUCAUUUAUCUUCCCUGUGGCACUUGACAUUUUUAUUGUCUUAAACUUUUCGGUGUACAUCUUCUGGCCCCGAGUGUUGCCAGAAGCCAAGAAGUUUGUUUUAUCCAUUCCACUGGCAUUGUCUCCUGGGAUCCUGUCUGCAGCCUGAAGUGUGGCUGGGAAAUGGACUUGAGAAAGUUGAGUUGAAUUAAAUUCAUAAUUAUGUGUGAUCCCAUCAUGAGUUCAUUGGAAUUUGUGUUGCAUGUAAGGCAAUCUUUCCUGUUGUAAAUCUUCCUUUUUUAUGUACAUAUAUUUUGAAAAAUAUGAAUAAACAUGAAAUUUUAAAAGCU
Pipistrellus kuhlii (Kuhl's pipistrelle) is the source of this 3358-nucleotide messenger RNA. RefSeq names its product heterochromatin protein 1 binding protein 3 (gene HP1BP3). Gene Ontology annotation, cellular component: chromosome; nucleosome; nucleus. The record is from RefSeq and is a predicted model, not a curated record. Gene Ontology annotation, biological process: nucleosome assembly; heterochromatin organization. The transcript has 13 exons. The coding region runs from base 242 to 1912 and encodes 556 amino acids. NCBI's taxonomy places the organism in Eukaryota, Metazoa, Chordata, Mammalia, Chiroptera, Vespertilionidae. Gene Ontology annotation, molecular function: nucleosome binding; structural constituent of chromatin; DNA binding.